AUGGCCGACACUGCCGCUUCAUCCUCCGCCCCGCUCCCGUCGAGACGCCUCCUCGGCAAGAGCGUGAUCGUCACCGGCGCGGGGGGCGCCAUCGGCGUCGAGACGUCGGGCCGCCUGCUGCUCGAGGGCGCGAACCUCGUGUUGGUCGACAUCAGCGCUGCGGCGCUCGAGGCCGCCGUGGCGAAACUCGCGCCGUUCCUCGCCCCGGACGAGCCCGCGGACACGCGCAUCCUGAGCGUCAGCGCGGACGUCGCGUCGGAGGCGGCCGUCGCGGACUUCACCGCGCAGACGGUCGCGAAGUUCGGGCGCGUCGACUGCGCGUUCCUCAACGCGGGCAUCAACGAUCCCGCGACGAGCAUCUUCGACACGACCGAGGCGCGCUUCGAGAAGAUCAUGCGCGUGAACGUCACGUCGGCGUUCCUGGGCAUCAAACACAUCGGCAAGGCGAUGAAGGAGGCCGGCGCGGGCGGCAGCAUCGUCCUCACCUCGUCGAUCGCGGGGCUGCGCGGCACGCCCGGGAUGACGCCGUACUCGGCGUCCAAGUUCGCGGUGCGCGGGCUCGCGCUCACCGCCGCAGGCGAGCUCGGUCCGUUUGGCAUCCGCGUCAACACGAUCCACCCGAGCGGGGUCAACACGCCGAUGUUCCAGAACUCGUGGAGCCCCGAGAAGAUGGCGGAGCUGAAGAAGGCGAUGCCGCUGGGCCGGUUCGCGGAGACGCACGACAUCCCUGGCGUUGUGUGCUUCCUGUUCGGGGACGACUCGAAAUUCAUGACCGGCGGGUUCCUCAAGAUCGAUGGAGGAUGUGUUAGCUUCUAG
Messenger RNA from Mycena citricolor, 816 nucleotides. The record is from the annotation of a GenBank genome assembly. NCBI's taxonomy places the organism in Eukaryota, Fungi, Basidiomycota, Agaricomycetes, Agaricales, Mycenaceae.